CAUCACGUCUAUGUAUCAAGCGCAUCAUCAGUCAUUGACAUCAGUUACAGUUAUUACCUCGAUCCGAUGGCGAAUAUACGAUGGAAAGACGACGUCUCAUACGCGAUGACCCCCUUCAAAUUGCUAACGUGGCCCAUCGGCGUUUGGCCACUUCAAGUUUAUAACAUAUAUUCUCUAUUGCGAUGCAUCUUUGCCACCUGUUGCGUGAGCCUAAUGGUGAUAUUGCCUUCCAUGGAAAUCUACAUGGGCUGCACUGAUGCUGAACAGAGCGUAGACAGCCUCAUGUUAAUUUGUUGCGGAAUACUUGGUAUAAUGAAGACAAUAUGGUUUCGUAAACACGCAAGGAAUUUGACUAAAAAUUAUAGCUCUGCUCUGAACGAUUAUGUGAUGGUUGAAGACACGAAACAUCGGGCCAUUAUGCGAAAACAUGCUUUUACGGGAAGAAUGCUCUGCUGUUGCAUGCUGGGAUUCUCUUAUUUCAGUUGUAUAAUAUAUGCGCUAAUUCCUUUUUUGGGUGCUGCUACAAAUAACCAGAUAAAUGUAACGCACGAGGACAUAUUAGAGUAUACAGUACCAUCAAGAUGUGCUGUGGAGUACUUCUUCAAUGCUCCAGCAAGAAUGCAUACUAUCAUGUGUCUCAUUGAAGCAGUCUCAAUUAUUUUAACAAGUACUACUAAUCACGGUAACGACUCUAUGUUUAUCAACAUUACGUUGCAUGUUUGCGGACAAGUGGAAGUUUUGAAAACAAAAUUAAUUAAUUUUGACGUUACGAGUCCACAAGUUUACGAGCGUUUUAUCACGUUGAUUAAAAGGCAUAGCUACUUGAUAAGAAUGGCCAGAGAACUUGCCGAUACAAUUAAUUUUGUUUUAAUAAUUCAGCUAUUCAUUAUUAGCAUACAAUUAUGUAUAACAGGAUUUCAGUUUAUCCUAGCUUUGAAAGUCAAUGAUCCUGUUAUGGCAGGAAAAAGUGUAAUGGUGCAGAGUACCUUUCUGUCACAAUUAACGCUAUACAGUUUUAUUGGAGACUACUUGAAAACCCAAAUGGAAGAAGUGGGACUUUGUAUUUAUCAAAACUAUUGGUACAAUUUCCCUCCAAAAAUAAUGAAGAACUUGAUCUUCGUCAUUAUGCGGACUGAGACUCCUGUCACAUUGCAAGCCGGAAAUAUUGUGGUAAAUUUGUCAACCUACAUGAGUAUCCUAAAAGCUUCUAUUUCUUACAGUCAUUACCCCGACCCGAUGGCACGUGAACGAUGGAAGAACGAUGUCGCAUAUGCGAUGACUCCCUUCAAGCUGUUAGCGUGGCCGGUCGGCGUUUGGCCACUUCAAGUUUAUAACGUCUCUUCGCUAAUACGAUGCAUUUUGGCCACUUGUUGCAUGAGCCUAAUAGUGAUCUUCCCUUCCAUGGAGUUUCACAUGGGCUGCACUAACGCGGAGCAGAACAUCGACGGUCUCAUGUUGGCCUGUUGCGGUGUGCUCGGAGUGCUGAAGCUUAUAUGUUUCCGUAUAUACGCGAAAAACUUAACUGACAAUUACGGCUCUGCUCGAAAUGAUUAUCUGACGAUUGAGAACACAGAGCAUCGUGCCAUCAUGCGAAGACACGCUUUUUUGGGAAGAAUUGUCUCUUGCUUCAUGGUGUGCUUCUCUUAUGUUAGUGUAAUGAUUUAUUCGCUAAUUCCUCUCUUGGGUGAAGAACCGACUAAUGAACAAGAUAAUCAGAUCAACAUAACAGAUGAAAUUGUAUUGGAUUAUCCCAUGCCAUCGAGAUGCGCGUUAGAAUAUUUGCAUGUCCCAACGAGCAUGUAUAAAAUUAUUUGUCUCUUGGAGUUUAUCGUGCUAGUACUUACAUGUACUUGUAAUCAUGGUAAUGAUUCUCUGUUCCUCAAUAUUACAUUGCAUAUGUGUGGUCAAGUAAAAAUUCUAAAAGCCAAUUUUAUUGACUUUGGUGCCUCAAGUCCGCAAAUCUACAAUCGUUUCAAUGAUUUAAUUCAGAGGCAUAACUAUCUGAUAGAAUUGGCCAAGGAACUGGCCGAAUCGAUUAGUUUCGUUUUACUAACGCAGUUAUUUAUUAGCAGCGUAUUAUUGUGUAUAAUGGGAUUUCAAUUUAUCUUAGCGUUAAAAGCGCACAACAUUGUUUUAAUGGGGAAAAGCUGCAUGGUAUUGUGUACUUUCCUGACGCAAUUAUCCGUAUACAGCUUUGUCGGGGAUUACCUGAAAUCCCAAAUGGAAGAAGUUGGACUUUACAUAUAUCAAAGCACCUGGUAUGAUCUUCCUGUGAAGUUGGCGAAAAAUUUAAUCUUCAUCAUUAUGCGUACACGAAUUCCAGUCAAGCUGCAGGCUGGAAAUUUCAUCGUGGUCAACCUGGCAACUUAUAUGAGUAUUCUGAAAACUUCUAUUUCGUAUCUAUCUGUAUUACGUGUAAUGAUUGAAACAUGAAAUCUAACACAUGAUAAAAAAAUUUUACAAUUUACAAAUCUACGAUUCGAAAUUGUGUUUGGCAAGAUAGAAUUCUGUAGAAACAAAAGUUUACUAUAAUGUUGUUUUAAUAAAAUUACUAAUUACAAUCACAAUAUCAUAAUCUAACCGUGCCAAAAAUUAAUAAUUUCUUCUCACAAAGAAAGUCUCAAAAAUAUAUACGUAUUUGAAAACA
This is a messenger RNA of Solenopsis invicta (red fire ant), 2647 nucleotides long. RefSeq lists its product as uncharacterized. Gene Ontology annotation, molecular function: olfactory receptor activity; odorant binding. Gene Ontology annotation, cellular component: plasma membrane. The record is from RefSeq and is a predicted model, not a curated record. The transcript has 8 exons. Gene Ontology annotation, biological process: detection of chemical stimulus involved in sensory perception of smell; sensory perception of smell. Bases 67 to 2433 code for a protein of 788 amino acids. NCBI's taxonomy places the organism in Eukaryota, Metazoa, Arthropoda, Insecta, Hymenoptera, Formicidae.